Molecule: messenger RNA, 8089 nt
Organism: Ixodes scapularis (black-legged tick)
Lineage: Eukaryota; Metazoa; Arthropoda; Arachnida; Ixodida; Ixodidae
Gene: Rab39
Product: ras-related protein Rab-39B
Exons: 3
Coding region: 175-828 (217 amino acids)
Cellular component (GO): Golgi membrane
Molecular function (GO): GTP binding; GTPase activity
Source: RefSeq, a predicted model, not a curated record
GCCAUCCGGAUUUGGGCUGCUACACAAAGCCGCAAAGCCAUCUGUGUGGUGGGGAUUGUUUGGGACGUUCGGGAUUGAUUGCGAUAUGGCUGUGUGUUUGCGUUUUAUCGCAUCGUCGGCGUUUCUGGCGUCGUGAAUCGUCCCGUCCUACGUCCGACAGUUCAAUGGAGCGCGAUGGUGGAACCGAUCUUUGAUUACCAGUUCCGCCUGAUCCUGAUCGGAGACAGCACCGUGGGCAAGAGCACGCUGCUCAAGUCGUUCACCGACGGCAAGUUUCACGACAUCUGCGACCCAACUGUCGGCGUCGACUUCUUCGCUCGUCUGAUCGAAGUGAAGAAAGAUGUCAGGGUCAAGCUACAGCUCUGGGACACCGCGGGACAGGAGAGAUUUCGGUCCAUCACGCGGUCAUACUACCGUAACUCGGUGGGAGCCCUGCUGCUGUACGACAUCACCAAGAGGAGGACCUUCGAGCACCUAGUGGACUGGCUCUUCGAAGUGAGGCGCUACAUCGAGCCCCAGAAGGUGGUGUACCAGGUGGUGGGCUGCAAGGCGGACAUGGAGGCCUCCCGGGAGGUGAGCACAGAGGAGGGCCAGGCCUUCGCCGAGUUCUACGGGGUCAAGUUCCUCGAGACGUCGGCCAAGACGGGCCUCAACGUGGAGGAGGCCUUCGAGACCAUCGCGCGCGACAUCUACGCCAAGGUGGAGUCGGGCGAGUUCAAGCUCGAGGACGGCUGGGACGGGAUCAAAACGGGCUUCUUCAGGCCCGGCCUGCCCGGCUGCUACAUCGACCUGCUCGAAGCCAAGCCCGAAUCAACAGGCUGCUGCUAGCCCCAGUUCUUUUCGCUACACUGUGCUGGGAUCAAGAAGGGGGUGAGGGGGGUGACGAGGAUCCGAUCUCGUGCAAGAUCUCGUCUGUGGGCAGCAAACACGAUUGGCUGUAGAUUUGACGAGCACGCUGAUCCAAUGCCACCCAUGCUAACAAAGCCCGCACGCUCGAGUUUCGAGGCCAUCAUACUAUGAUGAGCGUGCCUAGGACGCGAUUUCGAUCGACGCAUUGACAAACAUGCCCUUACUCGCUGAGUGCGUGCAAUCAUAGUGGAAGGACAUUUCUUAAUGCAGGCAGGAAAGUGAGCACGCUUUGGUUACUAUAGGGGUCCUUGGUUGAACGGAUACAAAGUAGAAAAAGGCAAAGGGAACUAUGUAUUAAGUUUCAUUUUUUUCAUGAUUCUUUUUUUUUUUAGGACGAGUGAAUAGUUUAUUGGAACGUGGUUCUGCAGCACGAAGUUAGGUUUUCAAUUGUGGAGUGAGUUUGGGUCGACUGUAUGUGGCACUAUGUUGUUUUAAUGGCGCCGAUUGAAGCAACAUGGCUCUAGUAGCCCUCGAAAUCACAGACACAGAAAAGGCAAGUUGAGACUUAUGAAGAUUUAACAGAAGUUGAGCUGUACUUGACAAAUGACAUGGCCAAAAGUGCAGACAGUUUAGCUUUAAUUUAUCGUUCUAAUCAGAUGCUCACCACUUUGCCAAGAGAAGGGUGAAGCUGUUCUAUCUGAAAACUGCCUUUUAAAAAAUAUGCCCCUCCUGCCUUUAGUCUUUAACGAGGCUAGUCGUAAAAAUGAACAACGAACAGUUCCCCAUGUUUCUCGUCAAAUAAUAGCAUGAGAAUCACAGAGAUUGAAUUAUGAUUCCAUCGAGAGAAGGGUGUCACCAGUGAGAAGGUGUGUAGCAGAUGCAGAUGAGCAUUUCACUCUAUGGGAUUUCUGCGACCAUCUUUGAGAACAAAGCAUCUGUCUGCAUUUAGAAUAUAUGGUCUCGUGGGCUGUAGCAAUGAAUAGGUUAGUUACAAAUUGCCACUAGCCUUUUGGCAGACAGUGUUUGAUGUAGUAGCAUGGUCGCGAGAGUGCCUGUAUUCAGAGCGUGUUUUUGGCGUUUGCUACAACAGGAGAUAUUCAAAAGCAGUCAACUAUAAAAAGAAAAACUGCAUCAUAAUGGGGGGAAAAAAUUAACCUGGAAUGAUUUAAUAGUUGUUUGUGGCCCAUAUGUGCGUCGUCAUAGGGCGAAAAGAGGUGCUUCGGUGGCUGCUAGCCUUGCCACUCUCCUGAGACAUUCAACACCUCUGGCUCUAACUCUGCCAUUAGUUGGUUGGCUAUUUUGGGCAGCUGCAGUUUUUUUCGUAUGGAACUCGGAAGCUGAUCUUUUCCCAUCAUUGAACAAUUGCAUAGAGUGGGUACUUUCAUUCUACCACUUGAUUGAGUUUGAUUGACACAGUUUGGCUUUCACGCAUUCCCUUUCACCGUUUUAGUUGCAAGGUGCACUAUGUAGUGCUUGCUGGGCUGCACCGUAUUCCAAAGUAUUUAUGAGAGCGGCGUAAAUUCAGAUUUUUGCAUACCUGCAAUGGCUCGUGUUUAGUUAGUUUCAAGAUGACUUUGGGAAGGAAGCUGGAAAACUGGCCGCUCAUUCCUGUGCGUGCUGGAGUGGAUGGUUGCAUUCCCUUUGCAAGACUUCUAUUCCUAACACCACUAAACAUUAGUAAGGGACCAGCUUGUAUUGCCAUUCAUGUUCCAAGUGCCCUUUUGUUCCCAGUAUGCCGACACCUUUCUCUAUUUGCUGCUACUGUGCACGGUGUCUGAAAUGACUUGUUACAAAGAUAGUUCAGGCAGGCUUGUAAAUAUGUUUGCAGUGUUCCACAGUUAGCAUUUUGCCUAUGUGGUUGCAUGGAACGUGUUCAGACUUAUAUGAAGCAGAUGCAACAAGCCUUGUUUUUUUAUGUUUCGUCAAGCAAGUUCCUUUCCAUCAAACCCUUGUGGUGGCACUCGAUAGUGGAUAUUUGUAAGACCAUAGGUUGCUCCAAAGCAGGAUUCUUGCACUGGAAAGGUUAUUCUAAACUCCUGUAUGGUUCCUGCAGACGCACGCAUGCAGCAAGGGGAAACAAAGGGUUUCCCUCCAAUGUUUGGUUUGUUCUUGCACCUAUUUUUUAUGACAUACAUUUGAAGAAGAAAAACGUGAAGGUGGCUCUAGUCAUCGCUCCGAAAUCUUCGCGGUGCCAUGUGAGAAGAUCUCAAACUGAAAGAUCUGCCACCAUCUGAAAUGGCAGACAAGAUGCUGCAUUCUGACGUGCUCAAAGGUGGUUCUGGAUCGAUCGAGAUGUCUUCUGUGGGAGUUUGGUUUCUGUUUGAAACGCAUUUGUGACACCUUGCAGGGACAAGAGAAUUUGUGCUGCUUGUGUCGAGCUUACCGGAGGUUUAUAUUUUGUAAAGUUAUAAGUGAGUACACAUUGUGUCGAAUAGUGGUGAUGGCGGCUGUGUGUAGUUUCGGUGACGUGGGGUUAUGUUUCGUAAGCACGUCUUUCCCAAAUACGUUGCUGUCUCGAAGCUGCUUAGGCAAAGGCUCAGGCAAAUCAUAGCAAAGAAAAUAUUACUUUAUUGCUGUGCUAAAAUAAGGCAGCACUUGUUGGUAGGGCAAUUAAAAGGGUUUUCAGAUCGCAAGCUCAAUGCGAUAAAAGCAGGCAAAGACAUUUGGGUCUGAACACUAUUUCUGGCAAUGUCCAAUGUGGCGACAUGUCAUAAAAUGCAUAAUUACUCAGUGUUGCAGCAGUUGAAUGUGUACCCCAGACUCAGCAUGGUAUGGAUUUCAUUGACUAGGAUUCAAGUCUGCCUAGCUCAUUAUUCUAGAUUACACCUCAGUUUAUGCUGUCUCUAGGCAAUGUGCAUGAAAGCCAGGUCUCACAUUGAUGAUGAGUCGUGCAUUAUGCACCUGUGGUAUUCCCAAGACCUGUCUGUAUGUUAUAUAUUUAUCUCAACUUUUGGUUUAACAGCAUCUCUCAAAAAUGUCCAAUUUUAAGGGUGAAUGUAUGUGUGAAAGCUUGUGCAAAACCCACUUUCUUUUUGUGAAGUGGUGUGUAGAAAGCCACCCACUUUUAUGUGCAUUUUAAACAACGUUAAAUGCAGAUUUAUGUCAUUUAUUUUAUGUACAUUUCUUAGUUUACCUUAGCUUACUUCCGAAAAUUGAUCAGUCCUUUCAUUGAAACAAGAAAAGAUUGCCUCUGCCGAGACAAUUUGAGAGGUAAUUUAGUUGGUCCUUGGUUAUUAAUGCCUGGGCCCUGUUUUCAGUGAACUAGUUAAAACAGUCUUGAUGUGCAACGGGCAUUACACCUCGUUCAUCUUUAAGCUGACUGGAGAGCAAAGGUACAAGUGCAAGCUAGCUCAUGCUCAUUGAUAUCAAAUGUGCCUUUGUAGCACAAGUGCUUGUUCUGCAAAAGCCCUUUUAAAAGCUGUACAAUCUUGUGUGCAUGAGGGUGAAGAAAGAAGUUAUUAGCUUAGAAACAAAAAGUAAAAAACUAGACUAUUCAUACUUGCAUUUCUUCCAGAAAAUGUUUGAUUCCCUAUAUUUGGCAUUUCUGCAAAUAACCUUCUGUAUACAGUACCUCCAGUACUCUAAGCUAUUGCAUGAGUGCUAAUUUUUUGUUGUUUUUUUAUUAACUGAACAGAAAUACACCUGCACCCAUUGGUACUACCAGAAACAUUGAGGAUAUCAGAAGCAUCCAUGUUUUGCCUUGUUUCUUGAAAAUUUCAUAAGCCGUCCACAGAAAUAUAGUAGGCACUAUAUCAUAAUUAUAAACCCUUAAUCUAUUAUCAGAAUACAGUAGGGGAGAAAUUUUGAGACCAUGAAAUAUCUGUGAACCCGUUACUUUAGUAGAAUUCGGCAUGCUAAAAAUGCAUGUCGUGUUUUAGAACUUUGGUGCUAAACACAAGCUAUUCUCAAGUCACAAUCAAUUUUCAGGUAUGUAAGUUGCACGUCAUGCCUUUCUUUAUUCUUUCAUGCUAAAAGUGCUCUCAUUUGUCAUACCAUCAACUCGCUCCUCAUGCCACCCUGCCCAUAUCUUUAGCUUUAUUUAAGAUCCCACUCUGCACUGCAUACUUGGUUCUUUGAGACAAGCUGGUGAGUUAACAGCAAAAACAAACCAAAGUUUCAAGCAGGCCCUUAAACAUCACUAGUUCUGAGAGUGUUGCUUUAGGUUCUAGCCAUCCUGCUAGUUUCCUCUUUUUCAGUAACUUAAGGACACACUUUAUGGUCCUGCUUGUCAUUCAAUUUAUCAGUCAUUUGUGUUGGAUGAGAUGCACUUUAAACAUCUUGUUACACAGGAUGUCAAAAAUCAUGCUCUGAGCUGUGUAAAGAGGGAAUCGGUGGCCAAGUGGGCUAACGCGUCUUAGCUUGGAACGUGAAGCGAAAGCUUGCACUGGGAACCUCCUGGGUUCUAUCCCCACCGCCCGCGCCCGUUUCGAUCUGGACGAGUUUCGUACCGGCACGUGUUCGUGUAAUCACUACUGCGUGAUGCACAAUAAAAAACCCAGGUUAGCGGUUGUACUGCACUGGCUAAAUUUCUCAAAUACAGCUAAGCGACCGGUCACCCAUUGGGGCAUACUAACAUCAAGGCUGUAUAAACAUACAAAAGCAAGACAAUUUUUUAGCUGUGUAAAACUUUUUUGCUGACCAUUCUAAUGUGUCUGGGUCAGUCUGCAUUUUUGGGAUCACUUUUUAUUUCACAAACAUCUUGCAGAAGGUAGAGAGCACCCUCCAUGGACCGUCUAAAAAGUAUUCCUUACCGUAAGUCUUGAGACUCUUAAACUUUAUAGUCAUAAGGAGAAUUUAAUAAGUGGCUAGAUGGCAAUCUAGGACCUGGCUUGAUUCUAGGUGCUACACUGUUGCUAUACCCUGAUCUUAACCUUGUUUCUGAGAUUAUAGCUGUUAACUUUGUGACUGUAUUUUGUUUUAAAGUUCCUGUAAGUGAUAAAGUUUUCAUCACAAAAUAUUGGUGGUUGACCACAUCAUUGGUCCUUCAGUCUCUGAAAGCAUUUGGUGUCACUAAUGGCUAGUUGCUCUCUGGAGGUUUCAAAAUUAUCUAUGAAAUGUGUCCACUAAACACCUGGAGCACAGAAAUUUCGAAGCUAGUUUUUGUGUGAUAUCUCAGUGAUCUCUUCCUAUCUGUAGAGAAAACAAAUGACCUAGGGCCCACUGGGCUCAAUUCCAAUUCUCAUUUGAUCUAGUUUGCUUAAAAUGACAGUGCAUUGAUUCCAGAAAUGAUUAAGCUGUCCUAGCAAGGCACAUGUCAUUUGGAUAGGAUUUAGUCAGCCCUAUCGGUUACCCUUAUUGUAAAUCUUUUGUCCUUGCUGAUAUUUAGAAUCGAAGAUCAUGCCACAUCGAUAUAGUUGGAUCACAGCUUCUAAAACUAUAAGGAAAAUGUUUUAUUGCUGUUGGUUUUCAGCAACAAUCAUUGUUUUUGUGACAUCCUCUUCCUCUCAAGAAUUUGUCAGUUUCUUGUAAUCAAAAGCCUCUAUUAUAUUCUUAGUGGGCAGUUCGAUUCAGUGUAUCUGAAUGUCUACCAGUUAUCCAAUCAGUUUAUUUGCUAAUCAAUAGGAUUUGCAACAUUAGUUAGCCAUGUUAUUUCUCAGUUCUUGCUUACAUUUUGGCAUGAUUUGAUGAAACUAGCUUUUCUAUAUUACAUUACUAGCUCCAAUAUUGAUCUGUCUAUUUUUGUUCAAGUUCCUUGGCGAGAUGUUGGGCUGCGUGAAUAUAACGAGUUAACUCAUGUUUAACUCAUUCUUUGUGAUAAAGAUUAUCUUAAUGUCAUAAAAAAUUUAAAAUGGGGACUUAAUUUGGUGACCAGUGUGUCUUUACUUGGCCAUACAUUGACAGUAAAUAAUCCGAUAUUUCAUGCUUUAUAUGCAUUUUAUAUGAUUUGUUUAUUGCACCAUACCACUUUGGAUUGUGCAAAGAAGCGGAAAACUACACUCGCUAAGGGGCUGCUUCAUACUUGUCUCUCAAAAUAUGUACAUCCAUGCAACAUUUUGCAAACAUAAUGUUUGAAGAAUUGAUGUGUAUAUCAAACAGCUUAGUCAAAAUAACCAUUUAUUGGCCUUAAACAAGUAGCAUAUUUUGAAUUCCAUACUUUUUACACUUCACCACCUGUUUUAUUCUUGAGGGGGUGAGGAUGGGGAGCUGUGCUGGCUCAAAGGCAGCAUUGUUUGGAGCUUGCUUCUUUAGUCACAAGAGCUGAAUUAGGGUGUUCACGGCCAAUAGAACACUGCUGUUAAUGAGCACAUGACUCCAUGUAUGUCGAGAAGGCAAAUCAGGCUUGCGCUAUCCGAGUACUGCGCGUGAACAUUAGACAGCAGCUCUUAAUCCUAAAACCUGUAGGCUUUCGUAAGCACCCAUUCAGCCCAUAGAUUUGACACUGUGUUACUCGCCGCUUGUAAUGGGGACCUUUAAAAGUGUAUACAGUAGUUUACUAUUUUCUAAGCAACCACUGGUUAGUUUCUAUAGUAAAUCAAAUCAAAGCUCUCAGGCACCUUGUGGACUUUUGUGUUUAGUUGACUGCUCUGUGCUAUGGAGUCUGUAUUAAUUAGCUGAGAUUUACUGCUCCAGUAGAGGUGCUAUUUGCUAGAGUCCUUGUCUAGAUCCUGCUUUGAGACUACUGUGGACAUAUGAACCGAAACGAUCCUCCAUGCUUCCUUGGCGUUCCUGUCGAAGUUUUCAGAGAAGCUUUGGUUCAAACUUGCCGGGGAACGGGAUACUUAGGUCUCAAUGUUUGAACUCUAAUAAUUUGGGUGAUCAUGAAACUUGGAGGAAUGGUUGGCGUAGCAAACGCUCAGGUUAGGUGUUUCAGCUCAUUGUCGGAGGGGGGGGGGGGGGGGUGUACCUUUACACAUUCCACAUUUAAGGCGCAUCUAAGAAAGUGAGUUCCUGCAGUACUUGCUUUCGUUGGUCUUUCACUCUCUCUUGAUUAUCGUGCUGUGUGUGCAUGUUUCAGUAGGCUGUGUACAUACUGUGUAUAUAAGCAAUGCCUUCCUUUUGCCAUUAAAAUGUCGGUAUUUUUUAUUUUUAUUUUAGGGACCCUUGUUUUGUUUAUGCGUGGCCUUCGUUAGAUUUGCAUAUUCUUAAAUCACUAGUUUGGUAGUUAGCUUUUUAUUGCAUGUAUGUUAUUGAUAAAUUUCAGUCGUAUUUUAUUGGAGCCUUGUAUAUUUUCAUUGCACGGCGUGUGUACAACUGGCAGCGAGGUGACUGCGAAACAUUAAAGAUGUGUGCUCCCGCUGAA